Sabethes cyaneus is the source of this 2272-nucleotide messenger RNA. RefSeq names its product zinc finger protein ZFP2-like. The transcript has 3 exons. The record is from RefSeq and is a predicted model, not a curated record. Gene Ontology annotation, cellular component: nucleus. Bases 220 to 2118 code for a protein of 632 amino acids. NCBI's taxonomy places the organism in Eukaryota, Metazoa, Arthropoda, Insecta, Diptera, Culicidae.
AGCAAAUAAAUUGUAAAAUAAUGGAAGCAUACUAGUCAAACUGUGUAAUUUUAUCAAAAUUUAAAAUAUCAGUGUAAUAGCACGUUUGUUAUCUCGUGUCAUGUAAAAGUAGAAUUAAGGAAUAGUAUUCGAUUAAAACGGUUUACCUCGCUGAUUAGCCAAGUGUGAACUAACAAAUAAGUUACCAAAGAUAAAGUUUCAAUUGAAUUAACCACAACAAUGGUUCACUUUUGCAAAUUAUGUCAGCUGCUCCAUAAAAAUAUGGACUAUAUCGAAUGCGACGAGAGCAAUGUCUGGUUGUUGGAAAAUGUUUUCAAGCUGAAAAUUGUACCCAUUAAUGGAAGGGUGGAACCUAUUUGCCAGAAAUGCAUUGACCGGUACAAUAAGGUGAUGCGACGGAAACGUAAGGCCAACGGUGGAUUUCCGAUUUCACAGAAUGAAAUCUUUCCGAUCACGACGACGACGACGGUUACCUCGUCUCAGCUGGUUAUUGCUGGCUCAAUGAUGAACGGUAUUGUUCAGGGUCAGCUGCAAGAACCACAGACUGCUUUGGCCACGGCGUCUCAGCUGCAGGAGGAGGAUGCUGCCAGGAAAGCUUCGAUAAUGACGUCUAAUAGCUUUCAGCUUAAUAUUACGGGUGCUGCGGCAGUGUACCGAACGGUUGGCAAAGAGGAACACGGAAGUUCCGAUGAGGAGAGUUCGGCUGAAAAGAGCAGCGAUAUAGAUGAUGACGACGAGGACGAUGAUGUUGAUGAGGAAAGCAGUGGUUCUAGUGACUGUUGCAGCGACGGGUCUGGCGAUAGCAGUUCUAGUUAUAGCACUACCAGUAGCAGUGAGGAGAGUUCCUCCGAAACACGAACUAGUUUGACGUUGGAAAAAUGGAUUGGCGAAGUUCGAAACGAAACGGCAAACGAAGUGAAUUCGACUAGUUUUGACAUGGAAGAUCAAGCCUUGCUGGAGAAAUCCAGUGAAGUUACAGAGGAAAGUCUGGUAGAGCAAAUGCAAGAGGACAUGGAACAAUCGUUGGAGGAUGUCAAAGGAGCAACAAAAUCAAGUAGAAAAAGCAGAAAAAAGUUGGAAAGUAUGGAGCAUUCGUGCGAAAUUUGUGACAAAAAAUUUUCAAAAGCAGUAUAUCUGAAGGUUCACAUGCGGGUUCAUACCGGUGAGAAACCAUUUGCUUGUGAAGUUUGCUUCAAAAGCUUCACACAAGCGUCGAGUUUGAACACACAUCGCCGGUUACACACCAAUAUUCGUCCCUUUACCUGCCAGGUAUGUGGCGCGGAAUACAAUAGCUCAGGGAACUUCAAAGUUCACUUGCGCACCCAUACUUUGGAGAAACCAUACAAUUGCAGUUAUUGUGAAAAAACAUUCAACCAACUUUCCUCGAAGAAGUUGCAUGAAAGGGUUCACAGCAAUGAGAAACCAUACGUGUGUCAGGUUUGCAUGAAAGCUUUCACCAGUAUAAGCAAUUUAUACGUUCAUUCUCGAAUCCAUAACAAGGAACGGCCCUACGCAUGCGAGCAAUGUGACAAACGCUUUGCCCAAUCACAAACACUCAAAACACAUAUACUGUCGAAGCACACGGAAAAUCGCCCUUUUAAAUGUGAUAUUUGUCCUAGAUCCUACGCGACGUUAUCUAAUUUAAAAACCCACAAAAACUGCCACCUGUUCGUGAAACCAUUCGUAUGUGACGAGUGUGGCGGUCGCUUCACACAGAAAAGUUCCCUCAAGACUCACAUCUUGUCACAUCGAAGCGACAAGGGUCACCGAUGCGAUAAGUGUGGCAAAACUUAUUCGACGCCUGGCAAUUUGGCCACUCAUCAGAAGACCGUUAAUUGCGAAAAGAGCACCAAUCCAACGGUUGUCCACCAUUGUGAAGCGUGUCAGAAAACGUUCAAAACAGAGGUACGCUAUUUGAAGCACAUGAAGGCAAUGCAUGAGAAGGAUUUAAACGGUCCGGCACCAACGCCAGCUAUGGAACCCGGCAACGAACUACCGGUAGUCGUCUGCGAAGGUAACCCGGAUUCGCUGAAGGAGAUCCUAUCGGACAGUUUGGACGUGCUGUCGUCGGCACUGGUGACCGAAUUCGAAGACCACUUUGCUGCACACAAUUUCUAAUGAAAUCGAGUCAACAAUUGUGUGCUAUUUUACGCAAUGCCAUUGGGUGUAAUCUUCCGGGGGAGACCCGUGGCAAAAUGAACCAUUUCCCGGUGGAAAAAAAUCUAAAUCUAACCUAAAAUAUUACAAUAAACAUAAAUUAUUCAAUCGAAAA